Molecule: messenger RNA, 5057 nt
Organism: Panthera uncia (snow leopard)
Lineage: Eukaryota; Metazoa; Chordata; Mammalia; Carnivora; Felidae
Gene: TMC6
Product: transmembrane channel like 6
Exons: 22
Coding region: 180-2603 (807 amino acids)
Cellular component (GO): plasma membrane
Molecular function (GO): mechanosensitive monoatomic ion channel activity
Source: RefSeq, a predicted model, not a curated record
CUCCCUCCCCCUGACCCCGCGGUGCCCGCCCCCCACCCCACCCCCCCGGGCGGCGGAGCCCCGACAGCAGCUCCCGGCGGCGCUUUCAGGAGACAGAUGGGCAGCGGGAGGCUUCGGGGGCUGCACCCAGGCUCUGAGCUGCCCUAGGGCUGCAGACUGGCUGGGUGUGGGCCCUAGACAUGGCCCAGCCGCUGCCCUUCGUCCUCAAUGUCCCUGAGAUCCCGGAGGACCAUGACCGGGAGCCCAGCCCGUACGACGAGAGUGAAGUCCAUGACUCCUUCCACCAGCUCAUCCGGGAGCAGAGCCAGUGCGUGGCUGAGGAGGGACUGGAGCUACGGCAGAGGGGGCUGGGGGCCGGAGCCCCGGGGACCUCGGGCAGUGGCCGCCAGGCCCCCCUGGGGCCCGAGGAUGCUGCUGCCCACAGCACGGCCACGCUCCGCAUCCUGGCCAGCAUGCCUAGUCGCACCAUCGGCCGCAGCCGCGGGGCCAUCAUCUCCCAGUACUACAACCGCACGGUGCGGCUUCGGCGCAGGGUCAGCCGGCCCCAGCUCGGGGGCGUGGGGCGCUCGGCCCGGCCCAGCCUCCGCCUCUAUGACCUGGAGCUGGACCCCGCGGCCCUCGAGGAGGAGGAGAAGCGGUCCCUGCUGGUGAAGGAGCUGCAGAGCCUGACGGUGGCCCAGCGGGGCCACAUGCUGAAGGGAAUGCCCUUGGGCCUGGCUGAGAAACGCAGCCUGCGAGAGGAGAGCCGGACCCUGACGGGGAAGCACAGGGAGCAGCGGGGCCGGCGUGGGCUCUUCCCCUGCUGUGGUUGGCUCCGAGACACCUGCGUCCUGGCCCUGCACGGCCUGGGGCUCUGGCUGCUGGCGGGUCUGCACGGCCUGAAGCCCUGGCGCUACGCCCUGAAGCGGAUCGGAGGCCAGUUCGGCUCCAGCGUGCUCUCCUACUUCCUCUUCCUCAAGACCCUGCUGGCCUUCAACGCCCUCCUGCUGCUGCCGGUGCUGGCCUUUGUCGUGGGCGUGCAGGCCGCCUUCCCGCCACCAGCCUCCCCGGGCCCUGUCCCCGCCUUCACGGGCCUGGAGCUGCUCACGGGCGGGGGCCGUUUCAGCCACACCGUCAUGUACUACGGCUACUAUAGCAACAGCACGCUGAACCAGCCGUGCGUGCCCGCCCCGGGUGGCGGUCAGUGUGGCCGCGAGACCGACGGCCUGCCCUACAACAUGCCCCUGGCCUACCUCUUCACUGUGGGCGGAGCCUUCUUUAUCACCUGCGUCACCCUGGUGUACAGCAUGUCACACUCUUUUGGGGAGAGCUACCGGGUGGGCAGCACCUCGGGGGUUCAUGCCAUCACCGUGUUCUGCUCCUGGGACCACAAGGUGACUCAGAGACGGGCCUCCCGCCUCCAGCACGACAACAUCCGAACCCAUCUGAAGGAGCUGCUGGCCGAGGGGCAGCUGCGGCAGGGUCCCCGGAGCGUGUGCGGGCGGCUGAGGCAGGUGGCGGUGCUGGGCCUCGUGUGGCUGCUGUGCCUGGCGACCACGCUGGGCUGCACCAUGGCCGUCUACGCCUUCUCCGAGUUCAUGAUCCAGAGCCCCGUGUCUGCUGAGCAGGGGGGGGCGCUGCUGGCCCUGCCGGUGGUGGUCUGCCUCCUCAACCUGGGGGCCCCCUACCUGUACCGCGGCCUGGCGGCCCUGGAGCGACACGACUCCCCAGUGCUGCAGGUGUACGUGGCCGUCUGCAGGAACCUCAUCCUCAAGAUGGUCAUCCUGGGGAUUCUUUGCUACCACUGGCUGGGCCGCAGGGUGGGCGGCCUGAGGGACCAGUGCUGGGAGAACUUUGUGGGCCAGGAGCUGUACCGGCUAAUGGUGCUGGAUUUCAUCUUUAUACUGCUGGACACGCUUUUCGGGGAGCUGGUGUGGAGGCUCAUCUCCGAGAGGAAGCUUAAGAGGAAGGAGAAGCCGGAGUUCGACAUUGCCGGGAACGUUCUGGAGCUGAUUUACGGGCAGACCCUGACCUGGCUGGGGGUCCUCUUUGCUCCCCUCCUCCCUGCCGUCCAGAUCAUCAAGCUGGUGUUUCUCUUCUACAUCAAGAAGACGAGCCUGAUGGCCAACUGCCAGGCGCCCCGCAGGCCCUGGCUGGCCUCCCACAUGAGCACCGUCUUCAUCUCGCUGCUCUGCUUCCCGUCCUUCCUGGGAGCCGCCGUCUUCCUCUGCUACGCCGUGUGGCAGGUGAAGCCCUCCAGCACCUGCGGCCCCUUCCGGACCCUGGACACCAUGUACGAGGCGGGCAGGGUGUGGGUGCGGCGCCUGGAGAAGGCGGGCCCCAGGGUCUCCUGGCUGCCCCGGGUCCACCGGUACCUGGUGGAAAAUACCUUCCCCGUCUACCUGGUGUCGGCCCUGCUGCUGGCUGUGAUCUACCUCAACAUCCAGGUGGUGAAGGGCCAGCGGAAGGUCAUCUGCCUCCUCCGGGAGCAGAUCAGCAAUGAGGGGGAAGACAAAAUCUUCUUGAUCAACAAGCUUCACUCUGUCUACGAGAAGAAGGAGAGGAGCAGGGGUGGUAGAACCCAGGAGGCCGAGAGGCUCGAGGAGGAUCCGGACGCCCGCUAGGACAGCCCUGCAUCCGCUCACAAGGAUAAACGAGGAAACGUCUAGGAAACACAGAAGACCUCCUCCAUCACGCGCUUCUGUCCAAAUAUUUCUGACGCCCAAACCGGGUCACGGGGGCCGGGGGGCCGGGGGGGGCCGCGGGCCCUGGCUGCGUCUCAGGCUCUCGACCAUCCGUGCUGGGGCUUCAGGGCGAACUGCAAAGGUACGAGACAAACGAGAACAUUAUCCGCCACCCAGCCGGCAUCCGGGCCUCCCGUCUCCUUACUCGCGUAGCUCGGAGGCUGGCAGAGAGGGGCGCGCUCUCUCCCCCAGCACAUAAAGUGAAAAUCGAGGAUACCUGUCCCUGGGAAAACAGAAACAAAAACAAAAACAAAAACAAAAACAAAAACCACAUUUAUUUGAACAGCCAAGAAAAAAAUUGCAAUUUAUUAAGAUUCAACAAAGCGUUGUCCUUUUGAAAGCAACUCUCGGUGCGUGUUCUUUAACGAUCACAUUCUAUGAGGAAAAAACAUUAAAAGCCACAAACUUGUUUUUUAAUCUCAGAGUUACAGACAUCUUUAAUUCAAAAGAAAAGGUCAAAAAAAAUUAACAAAAAACAAAAACAAACAAAUAAAGCGUCUUCACUUCCAUCCCCAAUUUUAAAAACUCCGUUUUUCUACAACCCGAUGCUAGGCGGCAGCACGGCCCGCUGUCUGGACGCACACGCAUGCACGCACGCGCGCUCGCACAUAUAUUUGACGUACACGCGUUAAGUACGUGUACGUCAAAUACAUAGGACGCAGGUAACGGCAAUGAGAUGCACUUACUCUGAGGAAGGUUUGUUUAGCUAAAUACACGACUAAACUUCAGAAAACAAGUCUUGAACCCGGUUUGUGCAUAGUUCAUGAUCCUCUAUAAAACCAGCUUUUGUCGAUCUGCAAUUUUGCAGGACUUUCUCUUUUUUUUUAAAAUUUUUUUUGUUUUUUUUUUUUUAAUUUUUUGUUUUUUGUUCUUUUUUUGUUUUGUUUUGUUUUGAUAAAACCAUUAAAAAGCUAAUUAAAAAAAAUGUAAUGCACAAGUUUCCUGAUCAAGCAGGCAGGGAGCACAAUGUUCAUAUAUUUUUAAAACAUACUUGAGGGUAUGUUACUCCAUUGUCUUUCUUUCUUGCAAAACAAUCAAAACAUUGAUCAUUUUUAAAACAUAAAGCAAUUUUUAAUAUAUAAAGCACUCUUCAAACAUCUAUUUCUUUUGAGUCCGUUAUUUGGUAAAUAUGUAACUGCUACACAUUAGAGAUUAGGUAUUUUUCUUCUUUGUGGUUUUUUUUUUUCCUUUUUUCUUUUUUUUUCUUUCUUUUUAUUUUUUUGUUUGUUUUUUAAUAACAUCUUCAGUGCUAGGAGUCGGGUUACAAAAUACAUGAAAUGGUGUGGAGCUGCCCCUCGGGAACCCUGGCUUUCCUGAGAGCGCGUCCACAUGUGCAAGACAGUGACCACAACGUCUCGUCACCUCGACGAAGGGGACACUCGACAGUCCACAACGAUGGCUGGAGGGAAGCGACGACACUUGUUCAAUCCCAGAGCUCUGAAGUAGCGAAUCUGCAUUCGGAAAAUAGGUUUCUUUACCACAGAAGUCUCUUUUUUUUUCUUUUUUUUUUUUUUUUUUUUUUUUAAAUUUUUUUUUAAAUCGGGACCAAUUUUUUUUUUUUUUUUUUUUUUUAAUUUUAAAGUCUGAAGGAGAAAAAAGGGUCUGUAAACAGGUGGGAGCCCUGAGCACGGGCCCCUCCGAAAGCGGUCACCACCCAGGUCCAAGUGCUUGGCCCCGCUCCUCGUGCGGGGCCGGUGGCUCUCACCAGUAUCUAUGGCCACGGUCCAGCACCAGCUGUUUUCUCUUUCGCUUUAUAUUCCAAAUGGAAACACGGUGCAAUACUCUGGUAAUAAUUCUCUUGCAUUAGUCCACAAUAAAAAGCUGCUAAAGGUAGGUAUACAUAUUAUUUAUCCAGAGAUAUACACUGUAAUUUUUAAACGCAGUAACAGAGUCCUUGAGUAAACAUUUACACGUGAAUUGUCACCGGCCCUGUCCUAUGAAUUCUCUUUAACGUAUAGGAUUAGCGAAAGGAAGAGCAGGGACACUCAGUGCAAAGUUAGAAGCUAAUAAUAGUAACAAACGUUGGACCAAUGCGCCAAAAAAAAAAAAAAGCAUAUACUGAAUAAAAGGGAAAACCCACAGUUAAAUCCUCACACGCUUAACACACAAACACAGGAGUGCGCACACGCGCGCACGCACACACACGCGCACACACGCACAUAGGCUGUGAACUCAGAAAUGUUUCCUGGAGCCUGUCUCUGCGCACUGGUGUCAGCUUGGGAGUGCAGAACUGGACGCGGCGAGCGCCCGCGUCUCCUUGUUGGCCUGCUGGAUUCAAGUAUUUGCAUGUUCGAUAUGUCUUUUUUUUUUUUUUUAACUUUUAAAAAAUAUUUU